CCGUCAGCACAAUGUUGGUGAGGAGAGGGCCGAGCGUUUUGUGCGGAGCUGCUUUUUGCCCUGGGAUUAAUUUGUGGAAUGUUGCGGUGGAGAUGGCCGGGGAGAUUCCUGGCAAGCAGAAUCUGAAGAAGAGCUGGCACCCCCAGACCUUGCGCAAUGUGGAGAAAGUGUGGAAAGCCGAGCAGAAGCAUGAAGCCGAGCGGAAGAAGAUCGAGGAGCUGCAGCGGGAGCUGCAGGAGGAGCGAGCGCGUGAGGAGAUGCAGCGAUACGCUGAGGACAUGGGCACCGUCAGGAAAAGAGAAGAGAAGUUGGAGUGGAUGUACCAGGGUCCUGGCGGCAUGGUGAACAGAGAGGAGUAUCUUAUGGGCCGCCCUGUGGACAAAUACGUCUUUGAGAAAGCAGAAGACAAGGAUGCAGGCUGUUCCAAUGAGACAGGACUUCUGCCAGGCUCCAUUUUUGCCAAGACGGGUGCCAAUUCUGUCCUAGAUAUGGCAAACAAAAUCCGGGAGGAUCCACUUUUCAUGAUAAGAAAGAAGGAAGAGGAAAAGAAAAGAGAAGUUUUGAAUAAUCCUGUUAAAAUGAAGAAAAUCAAAGAAUUGCUGCAAAACAGUUUAGAUAAAAAGGAGAAAAAGAAAAAGAAAGAGAAGAAGAAGAAGCACAAGAAACAUCGACAUCGCAGCUCUAGCAGUGAAAGUGACAGCAGCGAUGAGGAGCGAAGCAAAAAUAAGUCUCAGAAGAGGGUAAACAGUUCAUCCUGGAAACCUGCUCCUUCCAAAGUCCCAGGAUAUGGAUUACAAGUUAGAAACUCUGACCAGAGCCACAGGUCUCGGAGCUCUCCAGCUGCCGGCCAGGAGAGGGCCUCCCACAAGCACCGGCAUCGCUCCCGGUCCAGGAGCCAGUCCCGCUCUCCUCAGAGACGCUCUAGCAAGAAGAAUUCAGAACAAUCUGGAUGCAGGGGGUCGAGAUCUCCUUCUAGACACAGUAAACAACAUAGCAAUCGGGAGGAGAAAGGGAGAGCUAGAAGCCCUUCCCCCAAAAAGAGCUAUCGACGACAGCAUACUGCAGGUUACACAAGAAAGAUCUCUCCAGAGGAACUGGAGCGUAAACGCCAGGAAAUGAUGGAAAAUGCCAAGUGGCGGGAAGAGGAGAGAGCAAACAACCUCAGGAAACACCGAAAAGAGGAGGAGCUGGAGCGAGAACUGGAGAAACUUGACUCCCGAGAUGGGAAGUUCUUCAAUCGUUUAAAACUAGAGAGCGCAUCUACUUCCACCCUCGAAGAUCGGGUGAAACGCAACAUCCACUCCCUUCAGAGAACUCCCGCUGCCUUGGAAAAAAACUUCAUGCAGAGAUGAAACUCGUUCUUCCCCUGCUCCUGUGCGGAAGUUAAAUGGACACUCAUUCCCGAAGGUGAGAAACCUCCAGCGCAGACUCGCUGCUCUUACAGGACCAGUUGCCAUCUCCCAAGGAGGCGCUGGAUUUCUGUGCUGCGGCCCACGGCGUGUUCUGGACUUCUGGCGGCAUGAAUACGUUUGUAACGAGUGUGCCCUUGCAAGCAAACCUGUGCUGGAGAACUUGUGAGCCCUUGUAUUCUAUUUUUAAUGUAUUGCCAGAUCUUUUCCUUCUCUCUCCCCACCUUGACUGGUAUCGUUUUUGUAUAUUAACCAGAUGAUGCCAGGUGGUAGCUGCUUUCUACGCUGGGCAGAUUGUCCGAGCUCUUUAUACGACAGAGCAAAAGACCUAUUUUUGUUAAUCCUUAAAAAUCGGAGCAGAACAAAGUCACAUGUGAGUUAAUUUCAUAGGAUUCGAUAGAGCUGCACGAGUGGCAGACAGAGCCCUGCUCCAUACUGUCACCGCUUCAGGUGCGGGCUCGGAGCGUGAGGUCAGACAAGCCUGCAAAGUGUCUGUAGCCGUUAUUUAAUUGCUCACAGAUCUGUGGUGUUUGACCCAAAGGGAGCUGCUUCCAAGGGAGAGGAAAUGAGCGAGAGCAUAGCUGACGCAGCAGGUGUUUCUCUGGGAUUUUGUAAUGUAAGUAAUGUGUAUAUGUACAGCAGU
This is a messenger RNA of Egretta garzetta (little egret), 2052 nucleotides long. It is a transcript of the gene CWC25, whose product is annotated as CWC25 spliceosome associated protein homolog. The transcript has 10 exons. Gene Ontology annotation, biological process: mRNA splicing, via spliceosome. Gene Ontology annotation, cellular component: U2-type spliceosomal complex. The coding region runs from base 12 to 1352 and encodes 446 amino acids. Lineage: Eukaryota; Metazoa; Chordata; Aves; Pelecaniformes; Ardeidae. The record is from RefSeq and is a predicted model, not a curated record.